CUAAAAAAUCCUCAUUUCUUCUGUAGUACAUAUUAUGGGUCAAAUAUAUAUCCCCACACUUUUCUUCCAUUAGCAUUAGCAAUCUGAUUCUUCAUCUUCCCCAAAAUCUGAUCACAGUUAGAGCCAAAGUUGGCAGAACUUAGUUUACACACACCAUAUAACAUUAUUUUCCCCUAAUUCCUUCUUCUUCUUCCAUUUUCUAAAACCCUGAAACAAAGAAACAUUCUUCAAUACCAUUUUUCAUGGCCUCAUCACAAUUAUUCUCCCACAGACCAUUCCCAUUAUUUCUUCUCCCACUUUUCUUUCUCCUCCUCCUUCUCCUUUGCUUCUUCCCACCAAAUCAAAACCAUUUCCCUUUCUUCAUUUCCCAAAAUAUCCCCUUUUUUCACCUCCCCAAACACCCGCCGCCGCAACUCGCUCCUGCCGCCGCCCCCUCCUCUGUGGAGCCGCCGCCGCGUCAGUCCUCCGGCCACAAGAAGUGGAGUGGCCGGGUGGAGAAGAUAGAGGAAGAUUUGGCUCGAGCCCGAGCGGCGAUUCGAGAAGCCAUUGUAAAGCGAAACUACACGUCGGAAAGGGCUGAGAGUUUCAUACCCAGAGGACGAGUUUACAGAAACGCUUACGCUUUUCAUCAGAGUCAUAUUGAAAUGGUGAAGAGGUUCAAGGUAUGGGCUUACAAAGAAGGAGAGCAGCCAUUGGUCCACGAUGGGCCCAUGAAGCACAUCUACUCAAUCGAGGGCCAUUUCAUAGACGAGAUGGACGGUGGAAAAAGCCCAUUCUCGGCCCGCCAUCCCGAUGAGGCCCACGUCUUCUUCUUACCCAUAAGCAUCGUCUUCAUCGUCGAUUACAUCUAUAAGCCCAUCACCACGUACGCUCGCGAUCGUCUCGUUCGCAUUUUCACCGAUUAUGUGAACGUCGUAGCUGAUAAAUACCCUUACUGGAACCGGAGCCGAGGCGCCGAUCAUUUCAUGGCCUCCUGCCAUGAUUGGGCGCCGGAAACCACCAAAGAGGAUCCUAAUCUCUUCAAGUAUUUCAUCAGAGUUCUCUGUAAUGCGAACACAUCCGAAGGCUUCAAUCCGAUGCGAGAUGCGUCGUUGCCGGAGAUAAACUUGCCUCCAAGUUUCCAGCUCAAUCUUCCUCGAUUAGGCCAACCGAUUGAGAAACGCUCGAUUCUGGCGUUCUUCGCCGGCGGAGCGCAUGGAUUCAUCCGGCAGAUUCUGAUUGAGCAUUGGAAGGAUAAAGACGACGAGAUUCAGGUCCACGAGUACCUUCCUCGGGGCCAGAACUACGACGAGUUAAUCGGACGGAGCAGAUUCUGCCUGUGCCCUAGCGGAUACGAAGUCGCGAGCCCUAGGUUGGUGGAGGCGAUCCACGGCGGUUGCGUGCCGGUGAUAAUUUCCGACUAUUACUCGCUGCCGUUCGAUGAUGUGCUGGAUUGGAGCAAAUUCUCUCUGCGGAUUCCGUCCGGGAGAAUACCGGAGAUCAAGACGAUCCUGAAAGGCGUUUCGCCGGUGAAGUACUCGAAAUUGCAGCGGGGAGUGAUGAAAGUUCAGAGACAUUUCGAGGUUCAUCGGCCAGCGAAGCCGUUUGAUGUGUUCCAUAUGGUGCUUCACUCGGUUUGGCUUAGACGGCUCAAUAUUAAGCUUUCACAUUAGGCAUGAGAAAAAUUACCGUAAUAUUUUCAGAAAAGGAAUAGGGGAAAUUACCAUAAUGCCAAACUGCCAACGCAACAUGACAUGUAAUAGCUUUAAGAAUAUUUUGAGUCAAAUUUUAGUAGGUCCUCUCCCCUUCAUUUA
Messenger RNA from Momordica charantia (bitter melon), 1793 nucleotides. Its product is annotated as Exostosin family protein. NCBI's taxonomy places the organism in Eukaryota, Viridiplantae, Streptophyta, Magnoliopsida, Cucurbitales, Cucurbitaceae. Gene Ontology annotation, molecular function: glycosyltransferase activity. The record is from RefSeq and is a predicted model, not a curated record.